CCUCUCUCAACAUGAAGAAGUUCAUCCGCCGACUCGCCCGAAUAGUAGAAUCGUCCACCCACUACACACCCCUUAGACCCGACUCCCCAACUCCACGAUCACCCACCAAGACCAGAAGAAACCGAAUCGGGUCCCUCGUCAUCCCGAAGGGGCACCUGCCUGUAUACGUAGGAGAAGAGAUGAAGCGGUUCGUGGUCCACGCCGAGUUGCUGAACCGGCCGAUUUUUGUGGAGCUUAUGAAGAUAUCGGCUCAGGAGUAUGGGUACGACCAGAAAGGCGUCUUGAAGAUUCCUUGUCGGGUCUCUGUCUUCGAGCGGAUCUUGGAGGCUUUGAACGGUAGAGAUGGACUCGUGGACGUGAUCUCCGCAGACCUGUUAUCUUACGAGAAGUUUCUCUGAUAGGAUUGGUAUUUUGGGAUUUCACUUUUUUUCUUUAUUAUUUUUUAAUAUUAUACAGGAAUUUGUAAAUAUUCUUGAGGAGGAAAAGAUAAUGUCAAUAUUGUUUAUUCAUUUGUAAAUAUUCAUGGCUAAUUUGUAAAU
Messenger RNA from Magnolia sinica, 539 nucleotides. Its product is annotated as auxin-responsive protein SAUR71-like. Bases 12 to 398 code for a protein of 128 amino acids. The record is from RefSeq and is a predicted model, not a curated record. Gene Ontology annotation, biological process: response to auxin. The transcript has a single exon. NCBI's taxonomy places the organism in Eukaryota, Viridiplantae, Streptophyta, Magnoliopsida, Magnoliales, Magnoliaceae.